Molecule: messenger RNA, 1496 nt
Organism: Antechinus flavipes (yellow-footed antechinus)
Lineage: Eukaryota; Metazoa; Chordata; Mammalia; Dasyuromorphia; Dasyuridae
Product: serpin B6-like
Exons: 7
Coding region: 212-1342 (376 amino acids)
Biological process (GO): negative regulation of endopeptidase activity
Cellular component (GO): cytoplasm
Molecular function (GO): serine-type endopeptidase inhibitor activity
Source: RefSeq, a predicted model, not a curated record
GCUUCUGUAAGACUCCUCCCCCAGUCCAAUCGUUCCUAUUCCCAAGCCCUGGGGGUGGCUCUAGCUUUUCUGACUCAUCUCCUAGAGCUUUGAACAGGUCCUAACUUGGUCUUAAAAGCAGGAUUUCUCCCCAGGGAGGCAAGCCAGAGGUGCGGAAGAAAGCCGCAUUCGCAGUACUCACUUCCCGCAAUACAGCCAACACAGGCGUGACAUGAUGGAUUCUCUCUAUGAAGCAACCAACACCUUUACCUUGAAUGUUUUUAAGGAAAUCAGUGAAGAAGAUAACUCACAGAAUGUGUUUUAUUCUCCUCUGAGCCUCUACUGUACCCUGGCUAUGGUCUUAGAUGGGGCCAAGGGAAAUACUGCUGCACAGAUACAACAGGUUCUUUCUUUAAACAAAGAUACCGAUAUCCACCAAAGUUUCCAGUCUUUUCUUGCAGAAGCUAAGAAAUCUGAUGGUCCGUGCCUGCUAAGGAUUGCCAACCGGCUCUUUGGAGAAAAGACUUAUGAUUUUAUCUCAUCUUUUAAGGAAUCCUGUCAGAAAUUCUACCAUUCAAAUAUGGGAGAACUUGACUUUGCUAAAGCCCCAGAGGAAGCAAGAGAGCAUAUAAAUAAGUGGGUAGAAGAAAAGACAGAAGGUAAGAUUGUGGAUCUGCUGUCUAAUGAUUCCAUUAAUCCAUCUACCUCUCUGGUACUUGUGAAUGCCAUCUACUUCAAAGGAAAAUGGGAAAAACAAUUUGCCAAAUGCAACACAACAGAAACUAUGUUCAAAAUCAGCAAAGAGAAGCAGAAACCAGUACAAAUGAUGUUUCUGAAAUCUACAUUUAAUAUGACCUACAUAGGAGAAGUAUUUACCAGGAUCCUAGUUCUGCCUUAUGUUGGAGGACAAAUGGAAAUGGUCAUUUUGCUUCCAGAUGAAAUCACGGAUCUGAAAACGGUGGGAAAAAGUAUUACUUCUGAGAAAUUAACAGAUUGGUUAAAUCCAGAGAUGAUGGAUAAAACUGAGGUGGAAGUUUUCCUUCCCAGAUUUAAAAUGGAGGAGAAUUUAGACCUGGAAUGCGUUCUUCGAAAAUUGGGCAUGUCAGAUGCUUUUGAUGGAUCCAAGGCUGACUUCUCUGGGAUGUCAGCCAGGAAUGAUCUGUUCCUAUCCAAGGUUGUGCACAAGGCUUAUGUGGAAGUCAAUGAAGAAGGCACAGAAGCUGCUUGUGCCACUGCAGCAAUCAUGCAGAAGCGAUGUGCAAGAAUUACUCCUCGGUUUAUGGUUGACCGUCCUUUCCUGUUUCUGAUUCGAGAUAACAGCUCAAAAAACAUUUUGUUUUGGGGCAAAGUGACCUCUCCAUAAAGAGAUCAUUUGCUCUUGAUAGGGUCUUUAACCUACUGUUGUUUACCUCUGCUUUACCCAAACUCUGAUAUGCCUAUAAUCCAAAGGGUUAUUAUCAACAUGGUGAUAACAAAUCCAAAAAUAAAAUUUUUUAUGAGAAAUUCUCUACUAAGGA